AUGGCGCGUAGCACCUAUUGUAAAUAUGGAAGAAAUAAAAGGCCCAUUCCUUUGAUCUAUUACUUCAUAGUUUUUAUCGCUGCAGCUGGUUAUAUCUACGUUUACAUAUUCUCGAUGUUUUGGUUUGUAUUCAUCCGAUGUAGAGAGACCGGGGACUUCAUAGCUGCAUCUGUUGUUUUCUCUCUAGGCACAAAUAGUGAAACUUGGGCCACCAAGUUUUUGUUCAUGAUAAUUAACAAAAAUACGGUGCAAGGGAUAGUACAGAGAUAUUUAGAAUGUGACUCUAAAGUAGUACCAGGUUCACGAUUUUCCAAGAAUUUGCGUAAAAAAUUACGCGACAUAAAGAAGAGAGUCACUUUUGUAUGGUCUAGUCUCAUAAUGAUAGGUGUGGCGUACGUUUUCCGGCCAUUCGUGUUACCUGGACGACAUUUUACACAAGAUUUGUACGUAGUGUACGGUCUAGAACCAAUGACAGAAACUCCAAACUACGAAAUAGCAUCAACAUUUAUGACGAUAACCAUAUGCAUCGGUAUUUAUACUUUGGCCGGAAUCACUGCAUUCAUUUUAGUUAUCAUCGGCUACAUCGAAGCUCAAAUAUUAGCACUCAGCGAUGAAAUGCUAGUUCUUUGGGAAGAUGCUGAAACACAUUAUGGAAACUACAUUGAAACAAAUAAUAUCAUUCGCUCAAAUAAUCGUGAUUACCAUAAAAUGCAAAUUAUGAAUAAAUACAUUAACAACCAACUUAAAGAAAUAACAACUUUUCACAUAGCAGAUAUAAAUCUAUUAAACGAUUUUGAAGGAGCAUUUAGAGGAACAAUGGCUAUUGAAUUUGGUCUUAUAGUUAUAGGUAUCGUAUCGGAACUACUGGGGGGUAUAGAAAACACUUAUAUAGAACUACCAUAUACAUUUCUACAAAUAUGUAUGGACUGUUUCAUAGGACAGAAGUUAGUUGAUGCCAAUAAUAUAUUUGAAAAAGCAGUUUACAAUUGUAAUUGGGAAAAUUUUGACAAAUCAAACAUGAAAAUUAUCCUAACCAUGCUGCAAAGUUCACAGAAAUCACUGAAGCUAACAGCAGGUGGAUUAGCAGUACUAGAUUAUGUUUGUCUAAUGUCAGUGAUCAAAUCUACCUACUCGUUUUAUACUACUCUACAAUCUACUAUUAAUUAA
Molecule: messenger RNA, 1167 nt
Organism: Maniola jurtina (meadow brown)
Lineage: Eukaryota; Metazoa; Arthropoda; Insecta; Lepidoptera; Nymphalidae
Gene: Or-35
Exons: 5
Coding region: 1-1167 (388 amino acids)
Biological process (GO): detection of chemical stimulus involved in sensory perception of smell; sensory perception of smell
Cellular component (GO): plasma membrane
Molecular function (GO): odorant binding; olfactory receptor activity
Source: RefSeq, a predicted model, not a curated record